AGCGCCGGCACUUUGUGCGUUACCACCGACUGUGACACUUCAAGUUCGCGGCGGCACUCCGGUAUAAUGAGCAAACAUUCGACAGCUUUACGCUUACAAGACAGAUCUAGCUAGUGUCAGCGACUGGAUAUAAGGAGCUCAAGAGCGCAUGAUAGAAGAAAGAGCCUGCAUCGCGUUGCAAGACGUCCGGCCAAGAAACGCCCGCCGCAAGUUUGCAGCACGCUGCCAAGCGCGGCGUCUCUCGUUCCCUGGACAGUUCCCGGAUCCACUCCAGGUCAACACCGUCGGCCGGUGACUUCGCAGGCAAAGUGCGCCGGCUCGUUAGUUCAACCUCGAGAGCCGCCAAUGGCGGAGGUCCUCCUCGCGAAACCACCACUAGUGCACAACGUCUACGCUGACGGGAAGUCGGGGAAUGCGCUAAUCCACGUCGCCGUGCAGAUGCAGAACUCCAAUGACUGGACAGCCGCCCAGGAUUCUCGUAUCACUGCGAAUGCUUGGGCUGCGACGAUUGCGUUCGUUGUAUAUGACUGGUCUUUGACCUUCGCUGACGAGGCAAGUCCAAUUAUGGUGCCGCCCAUAACGCGCUGA
Messenger RNA from Phanerochaete carnosa HHB-10118-sp, 588 nucleotides. RefSeq lists its product as uncharacterized. Bases 346 to 588 code for a protein of 80 amino acids. The record is from RefSeq and is a predicted model, not a curated record. NCBI's taxonomy places the organism in Eukaryota, Fungi, Basidiomycota, Agaricomycetes, Polyporales, Phanerochaetaceae. The transcript has 3 exons.